AGUGUACCUCUGCAUCCUGUGGGAAACUCGAGAUUUCAAGGACAGAGGCGCCUAUAAGUUGUACAGUGUAGUGUUACAGUCUUCCGCUGAUCGCUUUGACCAUUUAUCAGUGGCAUUUCAUGUCUAAAGAAGGUUCGCCGAGCACAACCUCAUCCAUUCGAUUAUAUGAAUCAAAUAGAUAUUCAGGUUGCCCAACUUCCACAAUGACCGCCAACUACACCACAAGGGCUCGUCCAGGUCAUGUCCGCGCAUCCCCGUCAAGCCCAACGACAGACGAAAGCAUCGUCCUCACAACUCCCCAAGAACUGGCCACCAGACAUCGUCUACCUGACAACGCUUCAUAUACCACCACCCUUGUCGAGCAGUGUUCUUGAGGUCAUCGCUGCACCUACGGGAUUCAGCACUGCAAACUCACUUCCCAUAAUCAAACCACAAGCCAUCAUUUCACCAAACCCCCUCGUCCGCAUCACACCGAUCACAUCGCCCUCGCAUCCCGCACAAGGACAGUACGGACUAUUUUCCACCCGUGCACUACCACCGUCAAGCUUUGUCAUCUUGUACCUUGGUACUCUUCACGGUCCAGCUCAGCCUCCGGAUACAUCCACGGAUGAAGCCGACUCUCAAACUUCCCAGAAUGCUACUGCAAGCUCUUCUUCCUCAACAUCCACCCCACCAAGCCCCGACUCCACCUAUGCUACGUCCAACUACGAUCUCAGCCUUGACCGGGAUCUAGAUCUAGCCAUUGACGCGUCUAAAUGUGGCAACGAAGCUCGCUUUAUCAACGACUAUCGCGGCAUCAGGCCUGCAGGACCGAAUGCCGAGUUUCGCGACUGCCUUGUCCAGGUUGGCGGCCCGGGGACUGGCACUGGCAAGCUGGAGAAAAGAAUCGGAGUGUUUGUGCUGAGUGCCGGCAAAAAUGGCGGUCCCAGAGCCAAGGGGAUUGGAAAGGGCGAGGAGAUUGUGGUGAGUUAUGGCAAGGGGUUUUGGAAUGCGAGGAAGGAUGAGUGAAUGAAAGAGGGAAUGUCUCCAGAAAGGAGAUAUGAAUUGAUUUGGCCUUUUGGACCGAUUCUGGGUGCUGGCUGGUACCGCGGUACAUGGUUGAACUGUUGUGCAUGGUGGGACUGUGCCAUGGAGCAGAGCAAGGCGCAGGUGCCGGUUCAAAGCGCUCUUCGAAGCCUCGAUAUGCAUGGACGGAGUGAGUGUGAACUGUAUGAGGAUAGUGCGCGACACGUUCAGGUACUCGUGCGCUAUCCAGCAGCAAAAUGACGGACCUAGCCUCCGUUGAAGACGAACCAGAACUGCGUUGGACAUGCUUGCAUACGCUCGCACAGGACAGAGAUUCGGGCCUCCGCAAUCGUGGUAGGGGUCGAGGGGGGUGCGGUGUUAUCUGUUAUAUCGCUGGCCAUCCUCAAUCGGGAUUACCGGUCGAUCAAGACGAUCUACUUCUGCCUCAGUCCUGGAUCCUGGUCCGUCCGCCCACGAAAUGCAGCAUAGGUAUGGUCUACAAACAAAACCUCUCUUGCCAGGAAAAGUGUUUCUCUCUGCUAAGCUCUGGCUAUAUGUUGGUCACUGCCAGGCCAUGGAAUAUCUACCCUGGUCUGAGGGCCGAGUCAAUAACGAUAGGGAAGUACCCCAAGUGUAUUACCCUCUAUAACAUGAAAAAGGUCCCUCGAACCACCUUACGGUCAAGACUGGCAGAGCAUCUCUUCUCUAUAAAAGCCCACAUCAGUCCACACCAUCUUGCCGCAGAAAUAGGACGUUGGUCAUUCACAUCCGCUUCUAUCUGUAUCUAAUACUGCUUGAAUUGCACUAGCCAUCAUUGACCACAGGAAACACCUCCUCUCCCCUUUUUCCCCCGGUCAAUGACUGUUCCGCACCAUCAUCCAGCAGCGCUCCUCCCUCUCGCACCCGGGCCACCACACACCACUCCCACCU
Exophiala dermatitidis NIH/UT8656 is the source of this 1935-nucleotide messenger RNA. RefSeq lists its product as uncharacterized. The transcript has a single exon. The record is from RefSeq and is a predicted model, not a curated record. Gene Ontology annotation, molecular function: protein binding. Lineage: Eukaryota; Fungi; Ascomycota; Eurotiomycetes; Chaetothyriales; Herpotrichiellaceae. The coding region runs from base 241 to 1008 and encodes 255 amino acids.